AUGAAGGCGGGCCGCUCACCAUUAGUGCGGUUCCUGCUGCUUUUGAGCUUGGGCGUGAGCAUGGCAGCCGCCUACCCAUUCAGACCACCGCCGGACCUUGACGUAACACCGCGCGUCACCAUCUUCAGCAGUAGUGUGCAUAGCCGCAAGCGUUUCGCUUCCCCUCCCGCCGUCAAUUACAGCACUUUGUCUCUGGAGGCCGACGGCCGCCGUCUCUUCAUCGGUGCCCGUGAGGCCGCGUUCUCUUUGGAUGCCUCGGACAUUGAGGCCGUCCCGGCCCUCACCAUUGUGUGGGAGGCUUCCCCCGAGCAAAAGCAGCAAUGUCUUCUCAAGGGAAAAGACAACAAGACCGAGUGUUUCAAUCACAUCCGCUUCCUGCAAAGGUUCAACGCCACGCACCUCUACAUGUGCGGGACUUACGCCUUCAGGCCUUUGUGCGCUUACAUAGACACUGAGAAUUUUUUGAUGUCUCGGCCUGAGGAAGGUCGAGACAAAUGUCCUUAUGGCCCAACGACAGGAUACACCGGCCUCAUCGUUGACCAGGAACUGUUUACGGCUUCCCAGUACGAGUUUCGAAGAUUCCCGGACAUCCGUCGCAACUCUCCGACACUCAAGACAGAGGACGCGCCAACACGGUGGCUCAACGAGGCCAACUUUGUGGGCUCAGCGCUGGUGAGGGAGAGCCGCAGCACACUGGGCGAUGACGACAAGAUCUACUUCUUCUUCAAUGAAGGCGUAGGCCAGCAGCAGAGCGCCGCCUCUGGCGCCCACAGCCGGGUGGCGCGAGUUGCUCGAAUCUGCAAGGGCGACCGAGGAGGCCUCCUGACGCUACAAAAGCGCUGGACAUCAUUCCUCAAGGUGCGGCUGGCGUGCUCCCUGCCUGAGUAUGACUUCUACUUCAAUGAACUGCGCAGCAUCUUCGUCAUGCCAGGAGAUGCGACGCGAGACACACUCUUCUAUGCCAUCUUUGGCCUGGGUUGGAAGAGCGUAAAGGCGUCUGCGUUGUGUCGCUUCUCGUUGUCUGACAUCCAAGACGCCUUUGGAGGACCUUACAUGGAGACGCAAGACUCUGGCUCUAACUGGAAAGAGUACACUGGAAAAAUUCCUGAGCCAAGACCUGGAACGUGCAUGACAGAUGCCACGAGAGCGCGGGGCAUCAACGUGUCCACCUCACUGCCCGACGAUGUGCUCAACUUUGUCCGAAGGCACCCGCUAAUGUCCCGGCAGGUCCAGGCUUUGGACCGUCACCCUCUGUUGUUCAGAAGGACCACAGAUUACACGCACAUGGCUGUGAUAGCUGUCCUAGGCUUGGAUGGACUACAAUAUCAUGUGUUAUACAUGGGAACAGAUGAAGGCUGGCUGCACAAGGCGGUCCUCGUGGAGACUCAGCUGCACAUCAUUGAGGAGUUGCAGCUAUUUGAAGAAGCGCAGCCUGUGGACAACGUGCUCAUUUCUGUCCAACAGAUGAGCGUGUACGUGGGGUCUCCUUCGGGCGUGCUGCAGCUGCCGCUGUCCGACUGCGGCAGGUACGCGUCCUGCUACGACUGCAUCUUGGCUAGGGACCCGCACUGCGCUUGGAGCAGAGAAGGCUGCGUGGAUGUCACGCACUACACGGACAAAACAUCAUUAAUCCAGGACAUCCAACAAGGCAACAGAGGAUGUGACAACACGCAAGACGUGGUGCCCACGCGCAGUCGAUCCGUUCGAGUAGGCGACGAUAUCCUGCUGCAGUGCGAGCUUAGCUCCAACCUGGCAGUGCCUGCAUGGACGCUGGAUGACCGGGAGCUGCACGGUUACGGGCUGAGCUCUGGUUUCAGGACAGGCACCGACGGGCUGCUGGUGAUCAGGGCACGUCUGGACCAGAGCGGGCGUUACACCUGCUACGCAGUGGAGAACCAGAUUUGGGUUGGCGUGGUCGCGUACAAUGUCACCGUGGCCCCUGAGCCGCCCCCGCCGCCCACUGAAGAACCUCACCACCGCUAUGCUGCCGCGGUGCCACCCGCUCCCUCUGAGGAGGCCCCGGCCCUUGCCCCUCAGAGGCCCCGACCGCAGCUUCUCUCCACCAAAAACAUGGAGGCCCUGUAUCUAUCCCUCAUUACAAUUUUGGGAAGCCUCUGCGUGGUUCUCAGUGUGGUUCUGUUCUAUCUUGGCUUUUGCUUGCGAGUGGGAAACCAAGGAAAGUACUCGCUACGCAAUGCGGCCGCCACCUACCCACCCGAGAAGCAAAAUCACCGAAAAAAGCAACGACAUUCCGCACACUUGGAGCUGAAGACUAUUUCCGGUAACGGACACAGCAUCUGCAACGGCGUCCACUCUGCAGGGUUCCUCCAGAUCGUGCCAGGCGAGGCUCGCACUUCGCCUAACGCGGAGUCCGCCGCCCCUCCGCCGGCACCACCGCUGCCCGCCGCGCCGGACUGCAAUUUCCCCAGCGGGCUUUCGGCCACAUUACCCAGCGUCCUGCGGCGCAUGAAUGGCAACAGUUACGUGUUACUCGCUCAGAGCGACGGUGACAGCGUGGCGCCGUCGUUCUCCGAUGAGCUCAACAGGAUGUUGGAGAAGCGCAAACGCACUCAGUUGAUGCCCAGGCCAGACGAAAGCUCCGUGUAG
Messenger RNA from Nerophis lumbriciformis (worm pipefish), 2607 nucleotides. NCBI's taxonomy places the organism in Eukaryota, Metazoa, Chordata, Actinopteri, Syngnathiformes, Syngnathidae. The record is from RefSeq and is a predicted model, not a curated record.